GUUUGAUCUUGCUCUUCUACCUAGUUUUUUAUGGGUUUCUGGCUGCACUCUUCUCAUUCACAAUGUGGGUUAUGCUUCAGACUCUGAACGAUGAGGUUCCGAAAUACCGUGACCAGAUUCCUAGUCCAGGACUUAUGGUUUUUCCAAAACCAGUGACUGCAUUGGAAUAUACAUUCAGUGUGCUUGAUCCAAGUUCCUAUCAAGUGUACACUGAAGACCUUAAGAAGUUUCUAAAGUCAUAUAGUGUGGAAGAACAGAAGAAUCUCACAGUCUGUCCCGAUGGAGUACUUUUUGAACAGAAGGGUCCAGUUUAUGUUGCAUGUCAGUUUCCUGUUUCCUUACUCCAAGAAUGCAGUGGUUUGAAUGAGACCGAUUUUGGCUAUCCCCAAGGAAACCCUUGUAUUCUUGUGAAGAUGAACAGAAUAAUUGGAUUAAAGCCUGAAGGUGAACCAAGGAUAGAAUGUAUUUCAAAGGGUGAAAACACAGCAGCUAUAUCAACUUAUCCUAAUAAUGGAAUUAUAGACUUAAAGUAUUUUCCAUAUUAUGGGAAAAAACUGCAUGUUGGGUAUCGACAGCCUUUAGUUGCUGUCCAAGUUCACUUUGAUCGUAACAACACUGGGAAAGAAAUAACAGUGGAGUGCAAGAUUGAUGGAUCACCCAACCUAAAAAGCCAGGAUGACCGUGACAAGUUUUUGGGACGAGUUGUGUUCAAAAUCACAGCACAUGCAUAGUAUGAGUAGGAUAUCUCCACAGAGUCAAUGUUCUGUUGUCUGUCUGCAUUUUGUAUCAGCUGGACCUGCCAUUCUAGAAUUACUAGAUCGCCUGGGAGAAAGGUGGUGGCUGCAUGACACCGGGGUAACAUCAUAAUGUGCUUCCAGAUCAUAGUGUUCAGUGUCCUCCGAAGUAACUGCCUGUUGCCUCUGCUGCCCUUUGAACCAGUGUACCGUCGCCAGAUAGGGACCUCUGAACACCUGAUCGUGAACAUGUAGAAUGGGGGUCUUGUCCUCUUUUUAUGUGGUUUAAUUGCCAAAAGUCUAAAGCUUAAUGUGCUGUGCUAUGUAAAUAUUUUAUGGAUUUAACACUGGUUAACUGUCAUAUUUUGAUGCCAACAGAGUUUUAGGGAUAAAAUGGUACCUGGCCAACAUCAAGUGACUUUAUACCUGCAAGAAAGGUGUGUGGAGAAGUUCUGUAUGUGAGGAAGAAAAAAGAAAAUAAAAGUGGAUUUGAAAGUGUUAUCUUGGAUUUUUUGUAAAAUUAUUUUUUACAUGCUGAAUUAGUGCGUGGACCUUUUUGAUUCAAAGCACAAACUUUCUGUUGUAAAACAUGUUUAAAAAACUGAUGGAAUUGUUUUUAGUGCUAAAACUAUAAGUCUGUUGUAGGUUAAAGUAUUUUAGACCAUAGGUGAAACAGCAUUUUUAGGUUAUUCAUAUGCACCUAAUUUUUUAUGAAAUUAAAUUCAUAAGACUUAAAUUGUACAGUAGUUUGUGAAAUAUCUUGUUACUGCUUUUAUUUAGGAAACCAUGGACUCUAAUAAAAGAUAUAAAUUAUGAAAUAUAAAAA
Messenger RNA from Galeopterus variegatus (Sunda flying lemur), 1560 nucleotides. It is a transcript of the gene ATP1B3, whose product is annotated as ATPase, Na+/K+ transporting, beta 3 polypeptide. NCBI's taxonomy places the organism in Eukaryota, Metazoa, Chordata, Mammalia, Dermoptera, Cynocephalidae. The record is from RefSeq and is a predicted model, not a curated record. Gene Ontology annotation, molecular function: ATPase activator activity. The transcript is spliced from 6 exons. The coding region runs from base 63 to 731 and encodes 222 amino acids. Gene Ontology annotation, cellular component: sodium:potassium-exchanging ATPase complex. Gene Ontology annotation, biological process: sodium ion export across plasma membrane; intracellular sodium ion homeostasis; potassium ion import across plasma membrane.